Puntigrus tetrazona (Sumatra barb) is the source of this 1272-nucleotide messenger RNA. Its product is annotated as extensin-like. The transcript has a single exon. Bases 78 to 686 code for a protein of 202 amino acids. Lineage: Eukaryota; Metazoa; Chordata; Actinopteri; Cypriniformes; Cyprinidae. The record is from RefSeq and is a predicted model, not a curated record.
AAAUCGAUCCAGUUCCAAUCCAAAAUCCUGACGUGUGUUGGUAUUCCAGUCUACAGUUUAAGUUCUAAGCGAUUAAAAUGUACCUUCAGAUGUCUCCAACCCGUUCCCCUACGUCAACUGGUCCCACCAAUCGGAGGUUUCCUGGAGGCUUGACCUUGGCCACUACUGACCUUGAUGACAUCAACUUAGAUGAUGUAGACCAGAGUCUUAGGCAACCUUUGAAAAGACUCGCCCCAACCCCACCUACAUCAAACCAACCUCCUCCUCCCUUACCUCUCCUCCCACCCUCACCACGUCUUUACCACACAUCCAGCCAUCGCCCUCCAUCUCCAAGAGCACAGCUCCCAAUGCAACCCAGUCCCAGACCAGGCCCUCAACGCCCACCUUCUCCACCGGCCACAAGGGUACCCCCCUCCACAAUAGGUCGUAGCCGACAACCUCCUGCUCCCCCGCUAUUCUCUUCCAGGGGUCUGUCCUCAUCUCAGCCACCUCCCCGCCACCACCUCCUCCCCUCCACCACCACCGCCUCCCCCUCCACCACCACCUCCACCCCUGCACAUGGAGGACAAGUACCACGUACGGUCACCCAGCUAUCCCCGCUCCUCAAGCUUAUCCGAACAGGGAAGCAGGUUUGGGGACAAUGGUUACCGCCAGAGAGGAGGCUUCCACUCCGCCAUUCCCAGUGAUCUUUCACGCCCGCCCAGCCCGAAAACUGACCACAACUUGACGGUUAGCAUAGCUUAUGCGUUUGGCAGUGUGAGAAUUGAUUAUGUAUAUCAUAUAGGGGUGGGAAUCUUUAGGAACAUUACAAUUCAAUCCAGUUCGAUUCCAAAAUGUAUUCAAUGACACACAAGUGUUGCUGUCGUCACUGAAGGUAGCACUGCAAUCUGUCUGAUUUUUUUUACCCACCUCUUAUGUUGUACAUACAUUCAUGCAUGUCUUGAGUGUGGUGUUUUGCAGAUGAGAUUAACCAGUUAUUUGUCAGGAAACAGAUAAUAAUUUUUGGGGAAAAAAGCAUGCUGUCAUUUGGUUUGAUGAUUUUGAAGUGGUAGUGAUUCCUAUGACUAUUAGACUGUUGAAUACUUUAUCCUUGUGGCACAGGUGAUGAGAAACACAUCUCAUGCUAGCAGGAUAUCCACCUCUAAUAAUCCACUGGUGAGUCCUCAGUAGGUAAAUAGUCAUGCCGCUCUGGGUCUUCUGCUUCAUUUUUAGCACAAAUCAGACUUGCCAUGCUUGUGUAACAUAUGUAAUGUCAGCUUAAUGCAAACUAGC